This is a messenger RNA of Ostrea edulis (European flat oyster), 1121 nucleotides long. RefSeq lists its product as uncharacterized. The transcript is spliced from 2 exons. The record is from RefSeq and is a predicted model, not a curated record. Lineage: Eukaryota; Metazoa; Mollusca; Bivalvia; Ostreida; Ostreidae. The coding region runs from base 309 to 1010 and encodes 233 amino acids.
AUGACCGUUACUGGACGCAGUAGAUCUCACGAAUUGAAAAAUAUUAAUCUUAGAUUCCCAGCGCCAAGUGAAGAGGAGAAUUUUCCUUUUGAAUCAGUUUAUAUUGCGUACUUUUCACUGUAGAUAUGACUGGGUUUAUUUUUAACUUAUUGAUAUAUAUAGUGGUUAUUUCACAACCCAGAGAAAUGUAGGUCUAUAUCAGUAUACAUAUAUGUAAACUACGUCGCUGGAUUGCGAGGCUCUACACAGCGCCGUGGGUUCGUCUGCAUGGUUAUAAGUAUAUUGUAUUGGAUAUUUGAAGGCAAAGAAUGGCCUCAACAGAAUCUACUUUCGAGUUAGUAACAGAAAAAUAUGGGGAACAGUUGAAGAGGUGGCCAAAAGCUGGAAGACACAUUUUGGCUCAACACGACAACGAAACAAUAAUAGUUUAUCAGGCAUUCCGGAAAGAAAUAGCUGAAUAUGCGGAUAAAAACGGAAAAUUCGGUGGUCCUCUUUACAAUUUCAACAGAAUGAGUUGGAUUAAGACAAACUUCCUGUGGAUGAUGUACAGGUCUGGAUGGGCAGAAAAAAAUGAACAGGGGCGCAUUCUUGCUAUACGAUUAACGAUCGAUGGAUUUUUGGAAAUUUUGCGCAUGACUAGGGACGCCAGUAAAGAUGCUUACGGCCCAUCUGGUCCACAAGAGGGUUUUGGAGAUGGAGAUGUUCGAUUACAAUGGGACCCAGAUCACGAUCCGACUGGUCAAAAAUGCAACAGACGGGCAAUACAGCUUGGCCUUAAAGGAGAAGCUCUUAUGAAUUUCAACGAACAUUGGAUUCGUAAUAUCUACGAUAUAACGGACUUUGUUGAAGAACAAAGAAGAUUUGUAGUUAGCAAUGAUCUCGAUUCCCUGGUAACCCCACGUGAAACUGUGUUUGUACCAAAGAACCAGGAUCUCUGUCGUCAUAUCCGUUUGGAUGUGGAUGAUACUGAGCUAAACGAGACUAAGAGUCGAGAUGUCUUUAACACGUGACGCGCAGAUAAUACACAAGACAGACAUUUUUUUCUUUCCUGUAUGUACUGGCAUGGAUUGCUGUAUACUAGUACUGUAUGUUAAAAAAAAAGUUAUAAAGUUGCAACGAUA